Molecule: messenger RNA, 4119 nt
Organism: Neoarius graeffei (lesser salmon catfish)
Lineage: Eukaryota; Metazoa; Chordata; Actinopteri; Siluriformes; Ariidae
Gene: prkcba
Product: protein kinase C, beta a
Exons: 17
Coding region: 388-2394 (668 amino acids)
Biological process (GO): protein phosphorylation
Molecular function (GO): diacylglycerol-dependent serine/threonine kinase activity; ATP binding; zinc ion binding
Source: RefSeq, a predicted model, not a curated record
UUUUGCUCGAGUGUCCAGUGCGGAAGUGUGCAGCAGGUCUGCCCUAUUUUCACACACUGUUCAGUCGGGGAGUGCGCAUUCUAAGAUGUGACCCAGGGUGGGAUAUUUUGGACCGGAACUGGGACACGUUUAUAAAAGCCAUAUUUAUAUAUACACACACACACACAUCAUUCUUCGGAUGUUUUCGUAUACAAAACGGGCGUGGCUUCAGAGAGGGGUUUUUUUUUUAAACCUCAGUGAAGCAGAAGGGGCGGAGUUUUCGCCCAACCGGGAAGCGGAGCGCGAGCCGGAGCAGCGUCUUCGACGGGAGAUUUUCGGGGCUUCGGAAAUCGCAUCCCGGUGUCUCCCUGAGCUCUGCGUGUGCGUGUUUAAGCGCGUAUCCUGGAUAUGGCCGACCCCGGAGUGGACGGUGACGCGGAGAGCGCGCGCGGUUUUGCGCGACAGGGCGCGCUGCGGCAGAAGAACGUGCACGAAGUGAAAGACCACAAGUUCAUCGCGCGCUUCUUCAAGCAGCCCACCUUCUGCAGCCACUGCACAGACUUCAUCUGGGGUUUUGGCAAGCAGGGAUUCCAGUGCCAAGUGUGCUGUUUUGUGGUUCAUAAACGCUGCCAUGAGUUCGUCACAUUCUCCUGCCCAGGAGCGGACAAGGGGCCAGCAUCAGACGAUCCCCGCAGUAAGCACAAAUUUAAGGUACACACUUACUCCAGUCCCACAUUUUGUGACCACUGUGGAUCUCUGCUUUACGGACUCCUACACCAGGGGAUGAAAUGUGACACGUGCAUGAUGAAUAUUCAUAAGCGGUGUGUGACUAACGUCCCGAGCCUGUGUGGGACGGAUCACACGGAGAGGAGAGGACGACUGCACAUCAGCGCCAACAUCAAAGAGAGCACAAUGACUGUAACCAUCGGGGAGGCUCGGAACCUGGUGCCGAUGGACCCGAACGGCUUGUCGGACCCAUACGUGAAGCUCAAACUGAUUCCUGAUCCCAAGAGUGAAAGCAAGCAGAAAACCAAAACCAUCAAGUGUUCGCUCAACCCCACUUGGAACGAGACUUUCACGUUCAAUCUGCGGAUGAUGGAUAAGGACAGGCGUCUGUCUGUGGAAGUCUGGGACUGGGAUCUGACCAGCAGGAAUGACUUCAUGGGUUCGCUCUCGUUUGGAAUCUCCGAGCUCCAAAAGCAAGGGGUCAGUGGCUGGUUUAAAUUGUUGAGCCAAGAAGAAGGCGAGUAUUUUAAUGUUCCAGUCCAACUAGAUGGUGAAGAAGGUAACGAGGAACUGCGGCAGAAGUUUGAGAGAGCCAGGAUUGGUCCGGGGAAUAAGAACACAGACAGCUCGUCGUCCAACAACAUCUCCAAAUACGACACCAACGGCAACCAGGAUCGAGUGAAACUCUCCGAUUUUAAUUUUAUCAUGGUACUGGGAAAAGGCAGCUUCGGGAAGGUGAUGCUGGCCGAGCGUAAAAGAACGGACGAACUGUACGCCGUGAAGAUCUUGAAGAAGGACGUCGUGAUCCAGGACGAUGACGUGGAAUGCACCAUGGUGGAGAAGAGGGUUCUGGCGCUUUCUGGAAAACCGCCUUUUCUCACCCAGCUGCACUCAUGCUUUCAGACUAUGGACCGCCUGUACUUUGUGAUGGAGUACAUUAAUGGUGGAGAUCUGAUGUACCAGAUACAGCAAGUGGGGAAGUUUAAGGAGCCGCAUGCUGUGUUCUAUGCUGCAGAGAUUGCCAUUGGUCUGUUCUUUCUCCAUUCAAAAGGCAUUAUUUACAGAGACUUAAAGCUAGAUAAUGUGAUGCUGGAUUCCGAGGGUCACAUUAAAAUCGCCGACUUUGGCAUGUGUAAGGAGAACAUGAUCGAUGGCAUAACUACAAAAACCUUCUGUGGAACUCCAGACUACAUUGCGCCUGAGAUCAUUGCCUAUCAGCCGUACGCGAAGUCUGUGGACUGGUGGGCGUAUGGAGUUCUGCUGUAUGAGAUGUUAGCGGGACAGCCUCCAUUUGACGGCGAAGACGAAGACGAGCUUUUCCAGUCCAUCAUGGAGCACCACGUUUCCUAUCCAAAAUCUAUGUCGAAAGAAGCCGUGGCUAUAUGCAAGGGCCUGAUGACGAAGCAUCCGGGGAAGCGUUUGGGUUGCGGCCCUGAGGGCGAGCGAGACAUUAAGGAACACGCAUUCUUCCGGUACAUGGACUGGGAGAAACUGCAGAACAAAGAGGUUCAACCUCCAUUCAAACCCAAAUCAUGCGGUCGAGACGCAGAGAACUUUGACCGUUUUUUCACCCGCCAUCCUCCAGUCCUGACCCCUCCUGACCAGGAAGUGAUUCUUAACCUGGACCAGGGCGAGUUCCAGGGUUUCUCUUACAUUAACCCAGAAUUCCCAGCUCAGGAGUCCAAGUAGCCAAUAGCAGCGCGGCGCUUGCACCGAGACCAAUCAGAUCGGAGAGCCUGAAACAACUGAGACCUAAUGAGCUAAUCAUUUGAAUCAGUCUGUAUCUACAUUUACGCUUCCGUUUGCUACAUACAGCUCAUGCUGGUUGACCAUCUUACACACACACACACACACACACACACACACACUGCCCUUCUAUGGUGUUAUAAACUCGUAAUGUUAUGAGUUGACUACAUGAGGAAUAUAUAUGUUUACUUUUUAUCAUUCAGUUAAAAUAACAAAUGCUGUAUUUACGUAUCUUUUUUGGGGGGCAGGGUUUAGAAUAUAAACACGCCAUAAAUGAUGAUUAAUAUAGAUUAUAUAUGUGUUUAAAAAAAACAAAAAACAAAACUAUAUUUGCCAAAAUAUAUAAAAGGUCACCUAGUUUUAUUGUGUAGGUCAGUGUGUUCCUGGUACUUUUCUGGGCCUCGCUUAUCAAACUGGAUACAAAAGAAUUUUGUUCGUAGGAGAAUUUAGACAAUUCGUGAAAGUUCGGAAAAACUUCGUAUGUUUUACGAAUUUGUGCAAAUUUGCGUUUAACUAACUAUUGGCUUUAAAUUUUUGCAGAAAAUCAUUGCUACGGUUUUAUAUACGGAUCACACUGUCGAGUUUAAAUCACUUGCUAAUUGACUAUUAACGAUGUAAUGACUUCAGGCUAGCUGUUCGAUCAGGACGAAAGUAAUGGCGCCGUGGGACUGCCAUGGCUGAUUUCAGAGGCGAUCUUAUGUUUUGUCAAUUUCAGCUCUUGUUAUGGAGUUUUGUGAGCGUGGCUAAAUGUAAACGUGCCAUGAAUACAGCUGAUAGAUGCUGAUUAGUUGUUGUUUACGUUAUUGAAGACUGUGAGCGAAUAAUCCGGCAGGGAUUUUUACUUCAGUUUGUCUGUGAAAGUUUAUAUUUACACACAUCACCACUGUACGGUUGAUAAAUGAGGCCCAGCGUAAGCGGGUUUUUUUUUUUUUUUUUUUUUUUUUCGUUGUACAUUUGUGCCAAAACAAAGGUCAGGAUUAGAGUUUGGUCCUGUGUAAUGUAGUUAGUUUACAUCAGUGAUUUUUUUCCCAAAGCAGUCCUCAGGGGUGGGGUGGGGUUUGUUUUUUUUUUUUUUUUCCUCUUUCCUCCUCCCUUCAUCACUCAGCAUGUGUGUCAGGAAUACAGUGGUGGUAUGGGUUGUGGUGUUUUUUUUUGUUUGUUUGUUUGUUUGUUUUUUUGGGGGGUCGUCACGGAUUCCUGUCAAUCAACAUGGUGUGAACAUUAGCAUGAACUUGGAUGCACACUGUAUCUAAGGACUGCAAAUCCAUCCUUAUGAGAAAUUUUUGACCUUUUCGACAGUCCCAAAAGUGAUCUUGGUGAUGUGUUGAAAAAGAGAACAUAUCUUUAGUGGUUAGUUCACCAGAUCUGUGUAGUACAUUAUAAUUCUUAUUGUGAAACCAGAAGCCCUCAAAGUAUUUGAAUGAGAGUAAUACUUGGAGACGGUACGUUUAAGAAUAGUAAAUGUAUGAAUAAUCUUUAUGGGUUUUUUUGUUUUUGUUUGUUUUUUUGUUUCUCACAUGAACUGAAACAUCCUCACCCUACAACACAUUGUGCAAUAAUAAUAAUGUGUUGCUUCCGGAGUUGUCAUUGCCCUUUCAUGGACCAGAAGCCCGUCCUGCUGAGGUACCAGCUAACAUUGAACAAAAUAAAGGCAUGGAUGCGUUGAAA